This is a messenger RNA of Necator americanus (New World hookworm), 252 nucleotides long. RefSeq lists its product as uncharacterized. NCBI's taxonomy places the organism in Eukaryota, Metazoa, Nematoda, Chromadorea, Rhabditida, Ancylostomatidae. The transcript has a single exon. The record is from RefSeq and is a predicted model, not a curated record. The coding region runs from base 1 to 252 and encodes 83 amino acids.
AUGAGAAGAGUCGACGAUAGAUGGACUAAGAGAACGCUAGAGUGGAUCCCAAGGGACGCUAAACGCCCCCGAGGGAGACCGCCAACGAGAUGGGGUGACGUGUUCGCUACACUGAUGGACCAGCUGAGAGCUCAGCUGGAUACGGCUCAAGGACCUCGUCAACGUCACUCACGAAGUUUGAAAACAUCUUGGAUGACAAUGGCGAGGGAACGAAACGAGUGGAAGAGAUGCUGGGGCCCGCACGUCCAGUGA